Molecule: messenger RNA, 1757 nt
Organism: Leptopilina boulardi
Lineage: Eukaryota; Metazoa; Arthropoda; Insecta; Hymenoptera; Figitidae
Product: transient receptor potential cation channel subfamily V member 5-like
Exons: 8
Coding region: 217-1191 (324 amino acids)
Biological process (GO): calcium ion import across plasma membrane
Cellular component (GO): membrane
Molecular function (GO): calcium channel activity
Source: RefSeq, a predicted model, not a curated record
UGACGACACGAUCCAUUGGAGGGGACAAUAUCGACAUUUUUGAAAAAUCGUGACAAUUUUCCCAUUGAUGGCAAUAAGAAUUUUACAACUCCAAAUUAUUUUUCCGAUACAACAUCAGGUGAAGAGGAAUUUAAUAUCACGGAAUUAUGUUCCGAUGAGAGCUGUCAUCAAAAUGAUGAUGAUUGGUGGGAUGAUCUUGCUGAGGAAUGUCGACUUAUGCAAAUGACAAGUACAGUGGCAAAAAUUCGUUUAACAGCCGAAAUUUGUAUGGAAAUUGGAGCAAUUCUCUAUAUUAGCGCUGCACUAAGAGAAGCCAGAUUUCUUGGUCUCAAUAUGUUUAUCGAAAAUCUCAUGACGGCACCGUCUCGAGUGAUGUUUCUAUUUUCUUGUUGCAUUUUACUGACAUUUCCAUUUUUGAGGAUCGCCUGUGAAGACGAAGUUGAGGAUAUGCUUGCGGUUGUUGUCAUGUUAACGACAGCUCCUUAUUUUCUAUUCUUUUGCCGAGGAUUUAAAACUGUUGGACCUUUUGUCGUGAUGAUUUACAGAAUGAUUAUGGGAGAUUUAUUACGAUUCGUUUCAAUUUAUCUUGUUUUUGUCAUGGGGUUUUCUCAAGCUUAUUAUAUAAUAUUUUUGUCAUUUGAUAAUCCAAAUACACCAGAAGGUGUAGACGAUUCUGUUUCAAAUCCAAUGCCAUCGCCAAUGGAAAGUAUAAUGGCAAUGUUUUUAAUGAGUAUGACAAAUUUUGGUGAUUAUUAUGUGGCUUUUGAAAGAACAGCGCACGAUUUAGAAGCGAAGAUGCUAUUUGUUUUAUACAUGGGGAUUGUUGCAAUAUUAUUGGUUAAUAUGUUGAUUGCCAUGAUGGGAAAUACUUAUCAAAAAAUCGCAGAAACCAGAAAUGAAUGGCAAAGACAGUGGGCGAGAAUAGUGUUGGUAGUCGAGAGAGGAGUCAGUCCCGCAGAGAGAUUAAAAAAAUUAAUGGAUUAUUCAGAACCAAUGUCCGAUGGACGAAGAGCUUUAGUUUUAAGGCUUCAUCAGUCUGAAUCGGAUAAACAAGAAAUGAAAGAAAUCCUGGAAAUGAAGAGAACUCAUGACAAGCUGUCAAAAAAGAAAAAAGAGAGACUUCAAAAUUUAGAAAAAGAAAAAUUUGAAAAAUUGAAAUCAGAUUCUACAAUGAAAAUAAACAAUGAAUGAAGAAAGGGGAAGAGGAUAUUCAUUGUGUCGAUACUUCAUCAACUUUGCCGACUCUUCUAAUGAUUUAAUAACGUAUCAUUAUAAGCACGCAAUCGAAGUUAUUUCUUGUAUAUAUGGCAAAACUUGAGUAUAUGAUAUAGUAAAGAAAGAGGUUAAUUUCGCGAUCUUGUAUAUUCUUGAAAGAAAAUGAAACAAAUUAAGGUUUCAAAGUGAUUAUAACUGUUAUAAACUUGACUAACUCUAGUAGGUAGUUUACUAUUUUUUUCUACUUUAAUUUCAAUAUUACACUUAAAUUAUUUAUUAUUAAAUUUAAAAAAAUUUUAAUAAUUAAUUAAAAUUAAAUUAAAUUAAUAUACUCCAGUACAUGAAAACAAAUUCUUAUACUAUUUUUCAAUUCUCCACAAAAUUUUAGCUCAAUCUAUCAAGUAUUUUGCGAAAAAACCUGUAGAGAAUAUUUACAUGUGAAGUCACAACAAUGACAUGACCUUACGAACUUAAUUUGUAGAACAUUAUACAUUCAUAUAAAAAAUUCAUUAAUUAAGUUUUCUAUAAUUGUAAAUUGAAUA